AUGUGGAUGGAAACCAAAACAGAGAUGGAGAGCAGCAGGAGUCGUACCAGCUGCAGCCGACUUGUGUUGGACGGGCUGAUGUUGUGCACCGGAGACAUGGAGCACUUGGAUAAGUACAUGCAGGACAAGUUGUUUGUGAUGCAGCUGCUCGUGUGGGGACUGAGAGGGGUGAGCAGGGUGAUUCUGGCCAACAGCCCAUUGAGCGGUGCUCUCAUCCUGGCCACGCUGUGUUGGGCGUCCCCCUGGCAGUGCCUGCUGGGAGUUCUGGGUGUCCUGGUCUCGACGCUUACAGCUGUCAUCACUGGACAGGACAGCGCGGAUGUUGCAGGAGGCCUUCAUGGGUUUAACGGCAUGUUGGUGUCCCUGCUGAUGGGGGUGUACAGCUCAGCUGGAGACUGGUACUGGUGGUUACUGCUCCCGGCCUGUUUGGGCUCUGCUACAUGUGUUUUUCUGUCCAGCGGACUCACCACAUUUCUGGACCACUGGGACUUGCCGGCUUCUGUGUUUCCCUUUAACAUCAUCAUCGUCCUGUAUCUCCUUUGUACUGGAGCGGACAACACUUAUUUCCCACACCAUCCAACCGUACCUCCAGGAGCAUUAGACCACAACGACACAAAUCUUGUUGCAGCACAGGUGAUUUGUGGCAUCCCUCUUGGUGUGGGUCAGAUCUAUGCCUGUGGAACCCUUGGACCCUCCCUCCUCAUCCUGGGGGCUGUGGUGUUGUACUCCCCACUGCUGGCCGUCCACGCUGUCCUGGGAUCUGCCGUCGGAACAUUAGCUGGUCAGUCUCAAUCUUUGUGUGCAAUGUCCUUAUGUGUCAGGUCUUGUGAAAGAUCCCAGAACUGGGGCGACAAGCUGAGAGCAAAGCGACAGGAGCAGAAAGGAGAAGAAAGAAAGGAGCGUUCUUCCCUCUCCUCUCCCGGCUCGGUGCAGCUAAUGAUCCUGAAUGGUCCAUUCAGGGCUCCCUCGCCUCAGAACACGUCUCCCUCCCCGUCCACGCUGUUUGGUGACCUCAACGAGGAGCCUGUCGUCCUCGCUCAACUCUCUUCAGUGGCGUGA
Nematolebias whitei (Rio pearlfish) is the source of this 1059-nucleotide messenger RNA. RefSeq names its product urea transporter 2. The record is from RefSeq and is a predicted model, not a curated record. NCBI's taxonomy places the organism in Eukaryota, Metazoa, Chordata, Actinopteri, Cyprinodontiformes, Rivulidae. The coding region runs from base 1 to 1059 and encodes 352 amino acids. Gene Ontology annotation, molecular function: urea transmembrane transporter activity. Gene Ontology annotation, cellular component: membrane. Gene Ontology annotation, biological process: urea transmembrane transport. The transcript has 7 exons.